AUGUCUUCGGGAAAAAUGGUCAGCAUUUCAUCACUUCUUGCAAACGAAGAGGAAGAGGAACCGAUCCCAGUCAUCGUGGAUGAUGAUGAUGAUGAUCAUCAUCAUCAAAGGAAUCCUAAAAAUCUGACCCAUUCGGACUCUGAUAGCAGUGAUAUCAAUGAGAUUAUUGACUUAGACGCCCCGCCUUCACAAGACUCAGGCAUUAUCAUUACAAUGCCCACAGAACCAGUACGGUCAUCCAAAUCAUUAUCAAAGAUAUUGAAUCCAGCAGAUACCACUAUAUCAAAGCCUAAGCCCAAACCAAAACCAAGAGCCAAGCCGAAACCAAAAACAGCACCAAAGUCAACAGCAGCAGCAGGCGCAGCAGCAACCACAGCUAAACCAAAGGCCAAAAGAGCCCCAAGAGGAAUCAAAACCAAAAAGGAGGCCCCGGCAGCAGCCUCGGUUCCGCCUCUUCAUUUAAAACCAAUUUCUUUUGCAGAUAUAUUAGGAACGAGCGUGAAUCCCGGUGCAACGCCAGGCAAAGAAUCGCCGACUCCUGUCGUUAUACUGUCAAAGCCAAAAGAUUUGAUCAUUAUUGAAGAUCCAGGCGCCAAAAUAAAAACUAAACAAAAGAGAAAAUCAUCUCCGAGUGCUACAGAAGAAGAAGCAAAUAAAAAGCAAAAGACUCCAAAACCAGAUGCGCGUCAACCUGGACCAGCGUCGGCUGGCAAUAUCAAGGAAUUGGUUUUCGUCAAUGCAGGGGAUAAUGGCCAAACAGCAGCAUCAACACCAUUGCCUGCUCCUAAAACAACAUCAGGUAGAAGGGUGGUGAGCAGCGCUGGCAAGAAGGGAGCAAAGAAGACAGUCAACAAGAAAGAAGAUAAGUCAGAUAGUGACAAACUGAAACUGGCUACCGCUCCAUCACAAGUAAUCAACCCAUAUGUUGAUGUCUUACAACCGUAUUCCGUGCAAGAGGAUUCUUCAAAAAAACAAAUUGCUCUGCCAACUAUCAUUCCAAUAACUCGUGUUUCCCCACAACCACCUCAAUUGUCGGCUUUACAAAGUUCUUCUCAGCAAAAACCUUCUCCUGAAAUAAAAUGUGCGGCUCCAAAACCACAUAGAACUGCCAAAUUGAGCGAUUUAUUGAACAGCGAUGAUGAUAAGGUUAUUGAAGUUCUUGACGACGAUGAGGAGGACGAUGAUGAUGAUGAUGAGAAAGAAGUUGAUUUGGACGCCGAGGAGGAUGAUGACGAUGAAUACGAGGGUAAUCUUAAAAAGAAGUCUGAAAUACCAUUGUUAUUUGAUAUUCCGUUGAAUAAAAUCGACGCAGACGGCAAGAAUACUAUGGUGGGUGGCCAGGUUAUUAUCAAUGUCAUGAAGCUAGCUGAGGAGAAAUACGGGUUCAAAACUAUUCAUCCAAAUGCUAAUUUUGCUAUUGAUGCUUUGAAAGAUGACUUAUUUGAUGAUGAUAUGGAUAUUAUGGGAGAUCCAUUAUCGAUACCUGGUAAUACCGAGAAUAAUGAGUUGUUAAAGGAAUUCAAGAAAACUCAAUUGAAAUUGCAAAAGGAGAAGGAAGAAAAAUUACAAGAGCAAUUGCAGUUACAACAAGACCAAUCUAAUGAGGAGAACAUGGAAGAAUCACAGAAGAAGAUUCGUGAAAUGAUCACAAAGAACAAUAGAAAGAUUGGGAAGUAUGAUUAUGAUGAUCCCUUUAUCGAUGACACAGAAUUAUUGUGGGAGGAGACCAGAGCCGUCACAAAAGAUGGGUUUUUCGUUUAUUGGGGCCCAUUGGUUGAAGAGGCUGGCCAAAUCAAUAAGAUUGCUAUUGCUUCUAAAGAUGCUUCGAGAAACACUACAAAAAAUACCAAAACUGUCAAAAAGUAUAGAAGCAAGCCUGGUCCUAAAAGCAGAAAAGAAAAGGAGGCAAUUGAGAGAGAAAGACAAUUACAGGAACAGGCCAAAUCUGCUGCAUCUGAAGGUAAGACUAAUGGAUCAUCUCAGCCAGAGAAAGCUCAACCAACAGCAAAUUCCAAUCCAGUCCUGAACCCUCCUUCACGCAAACCUCAAACUGUUCAACAAUCUUCUGCCCAAGCUUCGACGUAG
Saccharomycopsis crataegensis is the source of this 2085-nucleotide messenger RNA. Its product is annotated as HUN domain-containing protein. The coding region runs from base 1 to 2085 and encodes 694 amino acids. Lineage: Eukaryota; Fungi; Ascomycota; Saccharomycetes; Ascoideales; Saccharomycopsidaceae. The transcript is spliced from 2 exons. The record is from RefSeq and is a predicted model, not a curated record.